This is a messenger RNA of Aspergillus candidus, 936 nucleotides long. Its product is annotated as mitochondrial 54S ribosomal protein uL6m. The transcript is spliced from 3 exons. Lineage: Eukaryota; Fungi; Ascomycota; Eurotiomycetes; Eurotiales; Aspergillaceae. Gene Ontology annotation, molecular function: structural constituent of ribosome; rRNA binding. The coding region runs from base 11 to 772 and encodes 253 amino acids. The record is from RefSeq and is a predicted model, not a curated record. Gene Ontology annotation, cellular component: ribosome; mitochondrial large ribosomal subunit. Gene Ontology annotation, biological process: translation.
CCCAUACGCCAUGUCUGGAUUCCUCACGCAGAGCUGCCUCCGACAGCUGACGCGGGGCCCUCUCCGCCAGGGCUCCCUCCCAAUCUUCCUCGCCCCGGCCUUCUCGCAACUCCCUCGCACCCAGUCCUUCUCCACGACCUCCCCGACCCAAUCUCGCGUCGGCGCUGCGGCGAUCGCCAUUCCCCCGGAAGUCUCCUUGAAAUUCAUCGAUCUGCCUCAGGUCGCCGUGAGAGGUGUAACGAAGGAUAUUCCGACGACAAGGGUGGAGAUCAAGGGCCCUCUGGGCGAAUUGUCCUUGACGCCCCCUUCCUUCCUGACGAUCGAUCAUGACGAAGCCGCCCGCAAAGCGAGCCUGUCCGUCGUGGACGCCACGAUCGCUCACCAACGUGCCAUGUGGGGAACCAUGCGGGCACUGCUACAAAACUCCGUCCUGGGCGUGUCGGAAGGCCACGUCUGCAUUCUCAGUCUGGUCGGUGUCGGUUACCGAGCGAUGAUCGAGCCGACGGCCACCACGGUCGAGUCCGAGUACGAGGGCCAGCAGUUCGUCAACCUGAAGGUCGGAUUCUCGCACCCGGUCGAGCUGGGCAUCCCCAAGGGCGUCAAGGCCAGCACCCCGCAGCCGACUCGCAUCCUGCUGGAGGGUAUCGAUAAGAUUGCCGUGAAUCAGUUCGCCGCGGAGAUCCGCGAGUGGCGCCGGCCUGAGCCUUACAAGGGCAAGGGUAUCUUCAUCAACGACGAGACGAUCAAACUGAAGGCGAAGAAGAUCCGGUAAACGAGGGGUUCCGCAUAUUUCUUUUUGUUCUGUUCCAUUCUGUACAUGUAUAUCCAAGCACGGUUUCUCAUUUCUCAUCUCGCGAUUGGUAUCUAUGCUAUGUAUUUCUAGACGCAUCUAGCGUGCACGGUCUAAUCCGAUAAAGAUUCGUUGCAGGGUCCCGG